AUGGACAGUUUCAAUUGGACAAAAAACAAUACGAAGAUUGUGCGAACCGCCUCCAAUCCAGACGGCUUCGAUCGAAAACAUGGAGAGCACCGCCUAACGCAUGUUGCGUGCAGCUGGGGUGCGGGGCGGGCCUCUCUUGCCUUACCAUUUUUUCCCCUAAAAAUGGUGAGACGACGUUUGUUUCGCCUUAAUAGAGGAUUUGCACACCCCACUGAUCCCGCCCGGCUGCCCCUGCAUGCGUUACAACUUGCCCAGAAAUGGCUUGGCAGCUUGGUGGGCAACGGGCCAGUACGCCCGCCGCGAACUGUACCAACACCAGCCACCUUGUUUACAAACGCCUCUCUGUACGGAUGGAGCGCAUUGCUAUUUGCAGAUUCGGGAUAA
This is a messenger RNA of Trypanosoma grayi, 384 nucleotides long. RefSeq lists its product as hypothetical. The record is from RefSeq and is a predicted model, not a curated record. The coding region runs from base 1 to 384 and encodes 127 amino acids. Lineage: Eukaryota; Euglenozoa; Kinetoplastea; Trypanosomatida; Trypanosomatidae. The transcript has a single exon.